AUGACAGCUUGGAUUGCAGACUAUGUAGCAAGUUGUCCUGUAUGUGCUAGGUACAAAGCUCCUCGUCAUCGUCCAUAUGGUUUGCUACAGCCACUAGCAACCCCAGACAGGCCCUGGGGCUCCAUAUCCCUCGACUUCAUCGAAGGACUACCAACAUCGAAGAAGUAUGACUCCAAGACCUAUGACUCUAUCUUAGUCAUUGUCGACAGGCUAACCAAGUUUGCCAUACUAGCUCCAACCCAUAAGACAGUCACGGCCAAACAGACUGCAGUAUUGCUAUAUGGACACAUGGUUAGACUCUUUGGAUAUCCAGAUCACAUGGUCUCGGACCGAGGCAGGCAGUUCAUAUCAGGAGCAUGGAAGGCAUUUGCAGAGCAAAUGGGUGUGAAGCACUCACUUAGCACGGCUUACCAUCCUCAAACUGAUGGUCAGACAGAGAGAGUCAAUCAGGUCAUAGAGCAAUAUCUCAGGAUGUACUGCAACUAUGAGCAGAAUGACUGGGCCAACCUGCUGGACACUGCGGCCUUUGUAUACAACAACACGGUCCACAACAGCAUUGGUGUCUCACCAUUCUUUGCAUGCUAUGGAUGGAACCCCAAAGCUCAUCCUGACAUCCCUCAACGACUAGGAGUCAAUGAUCCAGGUCGCUUCGAGUACCUCAUGGAUGGAAAGGAGCGUUGCAAGUACCUCCAGGAGCAGAUCAGAGAGGCACAACGUAGAUCAGUAGACCAGUAUAACAGGAAGCACAAGGACAUUGAGUUUAAGGUGGGUGAUAUGGUCUAUAUCAACCGCCGAAACUGGAAGACAUGGAGACCCACACCCAAGUUGGAUACCCGGUUUGCAGGACCCUACCCAGUUCAGGAACGGGUAGGACGCCGAGCUUACCGAAUCACAUUGCCAGCAAACCUUAGGGUGCAUGAUGUGUUCCAUGUCUCCAUGCUCGAGCCAGCAAGAACAAGUUCUCUUCCUCAACGUGCUGAACAGCCCACCAUACCAUCACUUCCAGAUGAGGACCUCGAUUUCGAAGUCGAAGCACUCAUCGACAAGCGUUCACACAAUGGGACUACGGAGUACAAGGUGUUGUGGAGAGGGUACUCAGAGGAAGCUGCUUCAUGGGAACCAGUAGAGAACCUCAACUGUCCCGACCUCAUCCAGGAGUAUGAGGUGUCGGAGGGGGGACGAGUGAGUAGACAGAGUGGAGAGAGGAGGAGAGAACAGGAGGAGUAG
Molecule: messenger RNA, 1227 nt
Organism: Ustilago hordei
Lineage: Eukaryota; Fungi; Basidiomycota; Ustilaginomycetes; Ustilaginales; Ustilaginaceae
Exons: 1
Coding region: 1-1227 (408 amino acids)
Biological process (GO): DNA integration
Molecular function (GO): nucleic acid binding
Source: RefSeq, a predicted model, not a curated record